AUGGGUGGACAGGCCUGUGGCAAUUUCGAUGCUGUUGCAGGCUCCAUCUUGCUCCAGCGCCCAGACUCCAGACUCGGUUCGUUCGGUUACUCUGUGCUCUCCGCCCUCCACUCACCAGCUCUCUUCACAUUAGGUUGUGAGGCUGACCAUCUAAGGGGAGAAGGGGUGGUGGUGAUGGUGGUGCUUCAUGUACACAGCUCAGCUUGGAACAACAACAACAACAACAACAACAACAACAACAACAACAACAACAACAACAACAACAACAACAACAACAACAACAACAACAACAACAACAACAACAACAACAACAACAACAACAACAACAACAACAACAACAACAACAACAACAACAACAACAACAACAACAACAACAACAACAACAACAACAACAACAACAACAACAACAACAACAACAACAACAACAACAACAACAACAACAACAACAACAACAACACCGUUCUUGCUCACAGGAGAAAGUAG
Messenger RNA from Clonostachys solani, 483 nucleotides. NCBI's taxonomy places the organism in Eukaryota, Fungi, Ascomycota, Sordariomycetes, Hypocreales, Bionectriaceae. The record is from the annotation of a GenBank genome assembly.